This is a messenger RNA of Paramacrobiotus metropolitanus, 1893 nucleotides long. Its product is annotated as solute carrier family 2, facilitated glucose transporter member 3-like. NCBI's taxonomy places the organism in Eukaryota, Metazoa, Tardigrada, Eutardigrada, Parachela, Macrobiotidae. Gene Ontology annotation, biological process: monosaccharide transmembrane transport. Gene Ontology annotation, molecular function: hexose transmembrane transporter activity. The transcript has a single exon. Gene Ontology annotation, cellular component: membrane. The record is from RefSeq and is a predicted model, not a curated record. Bases 77 to 1687 code for a protein of 536 amino acids.
CUGCAGAAAUUCCAAAAUUAGUAAUAUGUGCUGGCUAUAGUUAUUUUAAUUUAAGCAUAUAUCGAAAGAGAAAAAUAUGGUGAGCAAAUUUUCUGGACUCUCAUGGAAACUAAUUUUUGUUGCCAGUGUGGUGUCUUUCGGAACAUGGCUUCCCAUGGGCUAUGUGAUGACAUCCAUUAAUACUAUCCAGUUUCUAAUCCUAAAAUGGAUGCGGCAUGUUGUGUGCACACGGCGAUUCCUUGUCCUGAACGAAUCUAUUACCUUUAAUCUAUCGCUAAAUGUCUCAAAUAAUUCCGAAGAAACCUUGUGGUGCAGCUUUGUUCAAAACAGUCAGCUUCCCACAAUCCUAAAAGGCAAUCGAGAGUUAGCCACAUUAUGGGCGCUAGUCGGAGCCGCCAUUCCGACAGGUGGCGCUGUUGGUGCAUGGUCUGCCGGAUGGUUCCAGCACCGCUUUGGCAACCGGCAUUCGCUGCUGCUAUCCAACAUUAUUUCUGUUAUCGGCACCCUCAUCAGCAGUCUCUGCACCAUUGGGAAUUCCUUUGAGAUGCUCAUUAUUGGGCGGUUCAUCCUGGGUUUCUUUACCGGUCAGUGUGGUCUCGUUGUCCCGGUAUAUCUGGCCGAAAUUAGUCCGAUUCCACUGCGCGGCGCGGUGAGCAUGUUUGCUCUGAUGUUCUGGACUGCCGGCAUGCUUAUCGGCGUCUUCUUUGGCACUCCAAUCCUUUUUGGCACGGAAGAAUUAUGGAUUAACGUUUUCUGGUUGCGCCUCAUCCCGUCGAUUGUUUUAUUCCUGGUUAUUCCAUUCUGUCCAGAAAGUCCGCGGCAUUUAAUUACGUUAAAGAAUGGACGCGAGCGAGCGUUGCGAGCGUUAAAAUGGCUAAGAAAUACGGAAGAUGUGGUGAAAGAAUUGGAUGAGAUUGAAGCCGACAAAGACAGAAUGGCGGGACAAAGGUCAAUGUCGCUGAAGCAUGUCCUCACUAACAGGGUGCUGCUAUGGGCGUUGGCUAUUUGUGGCGUAGCGAUGAUGGCACAACACCUCUCCGGUUACACUGCCGUACUGAGUUAUUCCACUUCUAUUUUGGCAGCGGGCGGUCUACCGAAAUCUUCUGCGGUAUACGGCACCAUUGGAUUAAUGGGACUUCCCCCGUUUGUUAUUGUGCUGUGCAUGGUUUUGGUGGACCGUCUUGGAAGACGCACAUUGUUUUUAAUCGGCGCUGGAGGUUGCCUGCUGUGUAAUAUUGGAAUGGUGAUAUUUUUAAAUUUAUCUAAAAGCUCUUGUGGCGGGUGUCAGUAUGCGGCACUCGCCUGUCUGUUGGUGUUUAUGAUAUUUUUUAAUAUUGGCACCGGUAGUGUUCCGUGGAUUUGGUCGGCAGAAUUAUUUCCUCGGAACACGCGUGCUUCGGCCUUAUUAGUCAUUUCAGCGUGUAAUUAUCUGCCGUGCCUUGCGGCGGUCUUUUUAUUUCCCAUCGUUCAUGCCGCCAUUGAAGAAUGGAUUUUUGCGAUUUGUGCUGGUUUGAUGUUGGCUAUCACGGUGUUUAUUUAUUUCACGGCGGUGGAAACUAAGGGGAAGACUUUUCAGGAAGUGCACGCGGAACUGCAGUUGAAGUUUGGAAAAGUAGAACAAAAUACCACAGAAUUGCCGACAAAAAACAAGAAGACUGCUGAUGAAAGCACUUUACCCGGAGCAUAAAUUGUGAGAAAUUCGCCCUAGCUGUUGCAUAUAUCACUGUUCAUAAUCAUUAUUUUAUAACCUUCAAGUCUCCUUUGAUCUGAAUUAUUUAAGACUUUCAAUAAAUCGUGUGAUAUCGACCACUUAACAAAAUCUGAUGAUUAUACUCUCCAGCACAGAAUUACGAUCCUUAUGUUAUUACAAAUGAAUACAGAUACACAAUGAAA